Molecule: messenger RNA, 2925 nt
Organism: Musa acuminata subsp. malaccensis (wild Malaysian banana)
Lineage: Eukaryota; Viridiplantae; Streptophyta; Magnoliopsida; Zingiberales; Musaceae
Molecular function (GO): glycosyltransferase activity
Source: RefSeq, a predicted model, not a curated record
GUGAGCAGCCGGUCACGAAUGACAAGCUUCCAAAAGGCCUCCACUUCCAUCCCGAACCAAACCAAACCGACUAAUCUUGGCUUUUCCCAUCAUCAUCAUGUGUCGGCUGGAUUCAAGACGACCCGUCGAGGCUGACGCCGUCGCCCGCGCGCCGCCGAUAUCGAGAACGCCCAGAUGAAUCGUCUCUAGGGUUCUCCCAAUCCCGCUAGACCAGUAAAAUCGACGAUGGUCUCGUUCCCGUCGUGGAAGUACCCGUGGUCCCUCGUCGUAGCGAUCGGCUUGCUGUUGAUCCUGGCCUCCGCGAUCCACAUGUUCUUGUCGCCCAUCUUCCCGUCCUCCCUCGACUUCUUCGGCGCUCGACAGAAUUCCGCUUCCUGCGCGCCUUUCAAUGCGUCGUCGGAUCACGGACGGACCGAGCGCUGGGAUGAUGUUGAAUGGGGUGCUCGGUUUCCGGCCGACUCCCAUGGGGCGGUGACAUACCGCGGCGCGCCUUGGAAGGCCGAGAUCGGGAGGUGGCUCUCCGGUUGCGGUUCGGCCUUGGCCACGGUCCAAGUCGUAGAGAACAUAGGUGGCAAGAGUUGCCAAAACGAUUGUAGCGGCCGAGGUGUAUGCAAUAGGGAGCUGGGGGCAUGCAGGUGCUUUCAUGGAUACGAUGGUGAAGGAUGUACAAAGAAGUUGGAGCUGAACUGUAAUCUCCCAGUAUCUCCAGAACAACCAUUUGGUUCAUGGAUUGUUUCAAUAUGUCCUGCUUAUUGUGACACCACUCGCGCAAUGUGUUUCUGUGGACAAGGAACAAAAUAUCCAAAUCGUCCGGUGGCAGAGGCUUGUGGCUUUAAAAUAAACUUACCUUCCCAACCUGGUGGUCCUAAGGUUACUGAUUGGACGAAGGCUGAUUUUGAUAACAUUUUCACGACCAAUGGUACUAAACCUGGCUGGUGCAAUGUAGAUCCAGAAGAUGCAUAUGCUUCAAAAGUGAAAUUUAAAGAAGAAUGCGAUUGUAAAUAUGACUGUCUUGUGGGACAGUUUUGUGAGAUACCAACUGUGUGCAGUUGUCUCAAUCAGUGCUCUGGGCGUGGGCAUUGCCGUGGUGGUUUUUGUGAGUGUGACAGAGGUUAUUAUGGAAUCGAUUGCAGUGUUCCAUCUUCCAUAUCACCUAUUCAAGAAUGGCCAGAAUGGCUUCGACCAGCUACAGUUGAUUUACAUGAUAAGGCACCUACAAGUAGUGAUCUUCUGACCAUCAAAGCUGUAGUUAAAAAGAAAAGGCCACUCAUAUAUGUUUAUGAUCUGCCACCAGAGUUCAAUGCACACCUUCUUGAGGGACGGCAUUUCAAGUUUGAGUGUGUUAACAGAAUAUAUACUGAUAAGAAUAGAACUUUAUGGACUGAUCAGUUAUAUGGAUCACAGAUGGCACUCUAUGAGAGCAUUCUCGCUAGUCCUUAUCGAACAAUGAAUGGUGAAGAAGCCGAUUACUUUUAUGUUCCAGUUCUUGACUCCUGUAUAAUAACUCGAGCAGAUGAUGCGCCUCACUUACGCAUGAAGGAACAAAAGGGUUUAAGGAGUUAUUUUACUUUGGAGUUCUACAAGAGGGCUUAUGAUCAUAUCGUUGAGCACUAUCCUUACUGGAAUCGGUCCUCUGGAAAGGACCAUAUAUGGUUUUUUUCAUGGGAUGAAGGUGCUUGCUAUGCCCCAACACAAAUCUGGAAUAGCAUGAUGUUAGUUCACUGGGGGAAUACAAACUCAAAAUAUAAUCACUCAACGACAGCUUAUUGGGCUGACAACUGGGACCAAAUACCCUCCUUUAAAAGAGGCAACCAUCCUUGCUUUGACCCAGCGAAGGAUCUUGUCCUUCCUGCAUGGAAAAGGCCUCAACCACGUGCAAUAUGGGAAAAACUUUGGGCAAGACCACGGACAGAGCGUACUACUCUAUUCUACUUUGAUGGAAACUUAGGACCUGCCUAUGAAAACGGUCGACCUGAAGACACGUACAGUAUGGGCAUUAGGCAAAAACUGGCUGAGGAAUUUAGUUCUACACCUAACAAAGAGGGCAAGCUUGGGAGACAGCAUAUUGCUAAUGUAACAGUAACUUCUGUGCGCUCUUCCAAGUAUUAUGAUGAUCUGGCUAGCUCUAUUUUCUGUGGUGUCUUGCCUGGGGAUGGAUGGAGUGGACGAAUGGAAGAUAGUAUGCAGCAAGGAUGCAUUCCUGUAAUAAUUCAGGAUGGUAUCUACCUUCCGUAUGAGAAUGUCUUUAAUUACAAAAGUUUUGCAGUUCGAAUUCAAGAAGAUGAUAUUCCAAACUUGAUUAAAAUUCUACAGCAAUUUACUGAGACAGAAAUAGACUUUAUGUUGGCAAAUAUACAUCAAACCUGGCAGAGGUUCUUAUAUCGGGACUCAGUGUUGCUUGAGGCUCAGAGGCAAAAGAAUUUGUUUUCUGUGGAGGAUGACUGGGCAGUCGAGUUCUCAAAAUUGGAGGAAGAUGAUGCUUUCUCUACAUUUAUACAGGUAUUGCAUUAUAAAUUGCAUAAUGAUCCUUGGAGGCAAGAUUUAGCCCAGACCAGGAAGGAUUUUGGAUUGCCAAAUUUUUGCUUGAAAAGAACUCACUAAAGUAGUGAUAAAGAACAAUCCACGACAAUUUUUUGUUUCCAUGACCAAAAGAGCAGGAGGGAAAGGAAGCUGUAAUUGUAUUUUGCUCUCCUUGCCGCCAUAGUGAUGUACAAAAGAAAACUUGGGAAGAUGACGCUCCAAAUUCAUUGUCAUGUAUAUAGAAUAUAGAUAACUGUUUUCACUUCUAGCCCAUGUCAGUUCAUUCAAUAAAGGCAUGCUUUGUUUAAUUCCUUAAGGAGGUACAAACAAUCUUUUGUGUUAAAUUUGUCUUGCUUUGCAUGAACGUGAAGAUCUGGGCUGGUUCCAGUAGAUUGAUUUUGCUCC